Molecule: messenger RNA, 4920 nt
Organism: Entrophospora candida
Lineage: Eukaryota; Fungi; Glomeromycota; Glomeromycetes; Entrophosporales; Entrophosporaceae
Source: the annotation of a GenBank genome assembly
AUGGCAAAUGAAAUUCUUCCUAUAAUACUACAAGAGCAUUGUCAGCUUCUAGAACUUGGUGUUAAUCCAACUAAUAUAUCAUUCAAUUGGUUAACUAUGGAAUCCGAUCGUUUUAUUACUGUACGUGAAUCAAAUGGGCAACAAAACCACGUUGUGAUUAUUGAUCUAAAUGAUACUCAAAAUGUUUUGAGGCGACCGAUUGCUGCCGAUUCUACUAUAAUGCAUCCUAAAACAAAAAUUCUUGCACUGAAAGCUCAACGGUCAUUACAAAUAUUUAACCUUGAUGCAAAAGCCAAAAUCAAAUCUCAUGCAAUGAAUGAAGAUGUUGUCUUUUGGAAAUGGGUUAACGACAAAGCAAUUGGACUUGUCACUCAGACAUCUGUUUACCAUUGGUCAUUAGAGGGUGAAUCAAAUCCAGUUAAAAUUUUUGAUCGACACGCUAAUCUUAAUGAUACACAAAUCAUUAAUUACCGUGAAGGAAAUGUUGUUGGUUAUAUUCAAUUAUAUUCUAAAGAUCGUCAGGUCAGUCAGUCUUUUGAAGGUCAUGCAGCUGCAUUUGCAACUAUAAAAUUGCCAUAUGGCAAAUCACCUACAAGUCUGUUUACCUUUUCUGUUCGUAAUUCUCAAGGAGCAAAGUUACAUAUUGCAGAAAUUGAUCACAAAGAUGAAAAUCCUCCAUUUCAAAGAAAAUCUGUUGAUAUUUAUUUUCCAGCUGAGGCUGACAAAGAUUUUCCUGUCUCUAUGCAAAUUAGUAAAAAACAUGGUAUUAUAUUUUUAGUUACAAAAUUAGGCUAUAUUCACCUUUAUGAUUUGGAGACUGGUACCCGUUUUUUCAUGAAUAGAAUAAGUGCUGAAACUAUUUUUGUCACUGCGGAGCAUGAAGCAACUAGUGGUAUUAUUGGCGUUAAUAGAAAAGGACAAGAUUUGUAUCAGGAUAAUCCUGAUUUUGCUAUCAAUAUAGCAACAAGAUCUAAUUUGGGAGGCGCUGAAGAUAUAAUUUUACGAAAGUUUACUGGCCUAUAUUCAUCAGGGAAUUAUACCGAAGCUGCAAUACUUGCUGCUAAUUCACCACUUGGGUUUCUUCGUACACAGAGAACAAUAGAUCUUUUAAAAGCUAUUGUUAAUGUUGCUCCUGGUGAACCGUUACCAUUUGAACAGUACUUCACUAUUCUGUUAGAGAAAGGCAAUCUUAACCAGCAAGAAUCAUUGGAACUAGCGCGACUUGUUAUGACACAAAAUAAAAGAGAACUAUUAGAAAAAUGGUUGAGAGAAGAUAAGAUUCAUUGUAGUGAAGAACUUGGUGAUUAUGUGCGACCAUUUGAUAUAACACUAGCUUUAUCUAUAUAUCUUCGUGCCAAUGCUCCUAUUAAGGUCAUUGAAUGUUUUGUUGAAAAAGGCGAAUUUUCCAAAAUAACUGUUUAUGCAAAAAAAGUCGGAUUCCAGCCAGAUUAUUCUUCUCUCCUUCAAAAAAUCAUGAGAGUUAAUCCUGAUAAAGGUGCAGAAUUUGCUACUGCUUUAGCAAAUGAUGAAAAUGGACCUUUGGUUGACAUUGAAAAAAUUGUAGAUGUAUUUAUGUCGCAAAACAUGAUUCAACAAUCAACAUCAUUCCUUCUUGAUGCUUUAAAAGAUAACAAACCAGAACAUGGACAUCUUCAAACUCGUUUACUUGAAAUGAAUUUAUUGCAUGCUCCUCAAGUAGCAGAUGCAAUUCUUAGCAAUAAUAUGUUUACUCAUUAUGAUAAACCUACUAUUGCACAUUUAUGUGAAAAAGCUGGAUUAUUUCAAAGAGCUUUAGAACAUUACGAUGAUUCCAAUGAUAUUAAACGUAUAGUUGUACACGCUCAUGCUUUAUCCCCUGAUUUUGUUGUCCAAUAUUUUGGAAAUCUUUCGGUUGAUAAUUCACUUGAUUGUUUAAAAGAAAUGCUCAAAGUUAAUAUUAGACAGAAUUUACAAGUAGUAAUACAAAUCGCUACAAAAUAUUCAGAGCAAUUACAACCAUUAAAUCUAGUUCAAUUAUUUGAAUCUUUUAAAUCAUACGAAGGUCUGUAUUAUUAUCUUGGCUCAAUUGUUAACCUCAGCACUGACCCCGAUGUGCAUUUCAAAUACAUCCAGGCAGCUGUUAAAAUAGGACAAACUAAAGAAGUUGAAAGAAUAUGUCGUGAAAGCCAAUAUUAUGAUCCUGAAAAAGUUAAAAACUUUUUAAAAGAAGCAAAACUUCAAGAUCAGCUUCCAUUAAUUAUUGUUUGUGACCGGUUUGAUUUUGUACAUGAUUUAGUUUUAUAUUUGUAUCAGCAAAAUUUAACUAAAUACAUUGAAGUAUAUGUUCAGAAAGUUAAUUCUGCUCGUACCCCAGCUGUUAUUGGUGCUUUAUUGGAUGUUGAUUGUGAUGAAAAUAUCAUUAAAAACUUAUUGAUGUCAGUUACUGGAUCUGUUCCCGUUGAUCAACUUGUUCAAGAAGUUGAAAAAAGAAACCGUCUUAAAUUAAUAUUACCGUGGUUGCAAUUGCGUGCUAGCGAAGGAAAUCAAGAUCCCGAACUAUACAAUGCUUUGGCUAAAAUUCGUAUAGAUAGUAAUACUGACCCAGAAACUUUUCUUAGGGAGAAUACAUAUUACGAUUCCAUGACUGUAGGAAAAUAUUGUGAAAAACGGGAUCCUCAUCUUGCCUUUAUUGCUUAUCAACGUGGACAAUGUGAUCUUGAACUUGUAAAGAUAACAAACGAAAAUGCUAUGUUUAAACAUCAAGCUCGCUAUUUGGUAAAACGUCGUGAUCCUCAACUUUGGGCACAUGUGUUAAAAAAGGAUAACAUGUAUCAUAAGAGUUUAAUUGAACAGGUUAAUGCUAUAGCUUUACCAGAAACUACAGAUCCAGAAGAUGUUUCUGUCACAGUGAAAGCUUUUAUGGCAGCAGAUUUACCAUUGGAACUUAUUGGAUUAUUAGAAAAACUUAUUUUCGAAAAUACAGCGUUUAGUGAUCAGAAAACACUUCAAAAUUUACUUAUUCUUACAGCUAUCAGGGCAGACAAAGCUAAAGUAAUGGACUUUAUAAAUAAACUCAAUAAUUUUGAUGCACCUGAAGUUGCGGAUAUUGCUAUAAAAACUAAUUUAUAUGAAGAGGCAUUUGCAAUUUACAAGAAAUACAAUGAACAUACAAGUGCUAUAAAUGUUUUAGUUGAACAUAUUGCUAGUCUUGAUCGUGCAGCAGAAUUUGCUGAAAAAUGUAAUAUCCCUGAAGUUUGGAGUCGAUUGGCUAAAGCACAAAUCACUGGUUUAAGAAUUAAAGAUUCGAUUGACUCAUAUAUUCGUGCCGAUGAUCCUAGUAAUUUUUCAGAAGUUAUCAGUAUAUCAUCACGAGCUGAAAAAUAUGAAGAUCUUGUACGAUACUUGCAAAUGUGUCGUAAAAAGCUACGUGAACCUUUGGUUGAUAAUGAGCUUCUUUUUGCGUAUGCCAAGACUGAAAAAUUCCAUGACCUUGAGGAAUUUUUGAAUAGGCCAAAUGUUGCGCAAAUUCAAAUUGUUGGUGAACGUUGUUAUGAAGAUGGUCUUUAUGAAUCUGCUAAAAUUUUAUUCCAGAGUAUUUCAAAUUGGGCAAGGUUAGCUUCUACGCUCGUUCAUUUGGGUGAAUAUCAAGCAGCUGUUGAUGGUGCUAGAAAAGCCAGUAAUACUAAGGUUUGGAAAGAUGUACAUAAUGCUUGUGUUCAACAUAAAGAGUUUCGUUUAGCACAUAUUUGUGGUCUUAACCUUAUUGUUCAUGCCGAAGAGUUACAAAAUGUGACUAGGUUGUAUGAAAAUAAUGGUUAUAUAGAUGAAUUAUUAUCACUUUUAGAAGCAGGGUCUGGCCUUGAAAGAGCACAUAUGGGAAUGUUUACUGAAUUAUCCAUUUUGUAUACUAAAUAUCGACCUGAUAAAACAUAUGAACAUUUACGAAUUUUCUGGUCACGACUUAAUAUCCCUAAAGUGAUUCGUGCUUGUGAUGAGGCUCAUCAAUGGAAAGAAUUGGUUUUUUUAUAUGAACAUUAUGAUGAAUUUGAUAACGCUGCCCUUGCAAUGAUUCAACACGCAGCUGAUGCUUGGGAACAUUCACGAUUCAAAGAUAUAUUAGUUAAAGUUAGCAACGUUGAAAUUUAUUAUAAGGCUUUAAAAUUUUAUCUGGAUGAACACCCUCUUUUACUUAAUGAUCUUCUUGGUGCAUUAACUCCAAGAAUUGAUCACACAAGAGUUGUGCAAAUGUUCCAAAAAUCUGACAACAUUCCAUUGAUAAGAUCAUACCUAAUAUCAGUACAAGAAACAAACAAUGAAGCAGUUAAUAAUGCAUAUAAUGAUAUAUUGAUUGAAGAGGAGGACUAUAAAGCAUUGAGAGAUUCAAUUGAUAGUUUUAAUAAUUUUGAUAAUAUCAAAUUAGCGCAACGACUUGAAAAACAUAACCUUCUUGAAUUCCGUAGAAUCGCAGCACAUCUUUACAAAAAAAAUAAACGUUGGCCGCAAUCAAUUGCAUUGUCUAAGGAGGAUCGACUUUUCAAAGAUGCCAUUGAAACAACCAGUGAAUCACGUUCAACUGAUGUAGUAGAAGAACUUUUAGAAUACUUUGUUCAAAUAGGGAACAAAGAAUGCUUCACUGCGUGUUUAUUUGUUUGUUAUGAUUUUGUUAGACCAGACAUUGUGCUGGAGUUGGCAUGGAGACAUGGCCUUAAUGACUUUGCCAUGCCAUAUUUGAUUCAAACUUUACGUGACUUCACUCUUAAGGUUGAUUCGUUAGAAAAAGCAAAUGCUGAAAGAUCAGCAAAAGAAGAACAAGAAAAAUCUGAGAAUGGAAAUCAACGUUUACUUACUCAAGGCUCAGCGCAAGGUGUUGUUCCCCAAGGUUUUGGCUCAUCAUACAAUGGUAUGAAUAAUAUGUCUCCUUAUCCAAAUGGUGGCUUUUAA